This is a messenger RNA of Menidia menidia (Atlantic silverside), 360 nucleotides long. The record is from the annotation of a GenBank genome assembly. Lineage: Eukaryota; Metazoa; Chordata; Actinopteri; Atheriniformes; Atherinopsidae.
CUGUCUGCUGUCCGGGUGCAGUUCAUUAAUGGAGUCUCUGAUUCUGUGCUGAACCAGCUGCUGGAUAAACUCCUUCAGCACGGAGCUAUGAUUAAUGAGGAGAUGCAGACAGCAAAGACGAAGCCCAGAGCAGAGAAAGCUCGAGAUGUGAUUGAUACUGUGAUGGCUCUCGGGAAGGUUGACCCCUGCCUUUCCAGAGAGCUGAAGCUGUGCCUCAGCCUCAGGAGCCGGCAUCGAGGAGAUGUUGUCGGCAGUGAGGAGGACGUCUGCUGUAGCAACGUCGAGGUGGUGUCUCGGACCACGGUGGAGGAGCAGGUGUCAUGGACCAGCAUGGAGGAUGACAUUCCAUGGUCCUGCUGA